CUGAAGACACCUAAUCGUUCCGUCGGCCGCUACGGAAAUGGUAUCUCGUCAGUGCGAUUAGAUAAGAAGGCAAUGAGUAUUUAAAUAUCGGAUGAGUAGCUUGUUCUAGCAGACCCAGGCCUGACCGGAGCGACCAUGAAGGCCCUGUCAGUCAUCGCCAUCACUCUGGCGCUUGUCGCUCAGUGCAGCUUUGCCGAACGGAAAGCCGAGUCCGUGGAAAACUUCAGCCAACUUCGUGCGCUCUACCCGAUACCUUGGUUUCCACGGCCAUUUCCUCGGCCAUUACCUGGGCCAUGGCCACAACCAUGGCCUCGAGGUCUGCCCUGGCCUUUGCCUGAACCAAUGGUUUCCAUGCUGAAAGACUUGCCGGAAGAGGAUAUUUCUGCCGAGGAGCAACCCAACACGAGGCAACGCCGAGCCGUUAUUCCCAGGCCCCAGCCCUGGCCCCAGCCUUGGCCCCAGCCGUGGCCCCAGCCGUGGCCUCAUCCACUCCCUGUUCCUGUGCCCAACCCCUGGCCCAUUCCCUACCCGAGACGCAGGGUUUGAUGAGAGUGAAAAUUGCAGCAAAUUGGAAUAAACGCCGACCUC
Dermacentor silvarum is the source of this 588-nucleotide messenger RNA. Its product is annotated as protein TsetseEP-like. The record is from RefSeq and is a predicted model, not a curated record. The coding region runs from base 136 to 546 and encodes 136 amino acids. The transcript has 3 exons. NCBI's taxonomy places the organism in Eukaryota, Metazoa, Arthropoda, Arachnida, Ixodida, Ixodidae.